AUGUAUAAUAAAAUUUUCAAAGAGGCACCUUUACUAUUACCAAAACCAAUACUAAUCUCGAAACUUGAAGCUCUUCCCAAAUGGAAGUUAAUAGACAAUGAAUUGGUUAGGGAACAUAAAUUCAGAGACUUUGAAGAGACAUGGAGUGUACUUACAAAGGUUGCUAUGAGGUCGCAUUUGUGGGGUCACCAUCCAACAAUAACUACUACGUAUAAUAAGGUCCAAUUCAGGCUUACGACACAUGACGUUUCUGGAGUCUCCAAUAUUGAUUUAAAGCUUGCAAGCAAGAUCGAGAAGUACUUGACAACUAAGGCAUAA
Kluyveromyces marxianus DMKU3-1042 is the source of this 318-nucleotide messenger RNA. It is a transcript of the gene MCO14, whose product is annotated as 4a-hydroxytetrahydrobiopterin dehydratase. Gene Ontology annotation, biological process: tetrahydrobiopterin biosynthetic process. Lineage: Eukaryota; Fungi; Ascomycota; Saccharomycetes; Saccharomycetales; Saccharomycetaceae. The record is from RefSeq and is a predicted model, not a curated record. The transcript has a single exon. Gene Ontology annotation, molecular function: 4-alpha-hydroxytetrahydrobiopterin dehydratase activity. The coding region runs from base 1 to 318 and encodes 105 amino acids.